Linum tenue is the source of this 4831-nucleotide messenger RNA. Lineage: Eukaryota; Viridiplantae; Streptophyta; Magnoliopsida; Malpighiales; Linaceae. The record is from the annotation of a GenBank genome assembly.
CUCCUUCAAAAUUUCAAAAUUCCGCGUCUCUUCUCUUCCUCCUUAACCCGUUCGUUAGCUCUCCGCUCCCCUGCUUGCUCAUAGUCUUCAUUCCACCGUUUGAUUUCUUCCCCUUUCCACUGAUUCCUUUCGAAUCCAUCUGUUUGUUUGGCCGCUGAGAAACCGGAUUUCAGUCACCACUGAUUUUGCCUCCGGUUCAGGGCAGAGGGAGAGAAAAAAUUGAAAUUUGUCCGCUUCCUCCUAGUUGAGUUCUCCGAAAUCUGCUGUUUCCAUUUCGUCUGGUGUAUCUGAAACCCGUUCCCAGAAGAAAUGUCGCUCCUCAGUAGAUUCUUCUACAGAAGGCCGCCCGAUGGGUUGCUCGAGUUUGUCGAGAGAGUAUACGUGUUCGAUUCUUGCUUUUCUACUGAAGUUCUGCCCGAUGAAUUGUACCACAUGUAUUUACACGAAACAAUUGGGGAACUGUACGAAGAGUUUCCCGACUCUUCCAUUCUUGCUUUCAAUUUCCGCGAGGGCGACAAGCGGAGCCAGUUCGCUGAGAUUUUGUGCAAGUAUGAUGUUACUGUUAUGGAUUAUCCGCGCCAGUACGAGGGCUGCCCGCUCCUGCCCUUGUCCUUGGUGCAACAUUUCCUUCAAGCUUGCGAGAGUUGGCUUUCACUUGGGAACCGUCAGAAUGUUAUCCUCUUCCAUUGUGAGAGAGGGGGCUGGCCCCUCAUGGCCUUCCUAUUGGCUAGUUUCUUGAUUUUUAAGAAGCUCCAUCGAGGUGAGCGAAGAACCCUUGAAAGUGUUCAUCGAGAGGCUCCAAAGGGCUACCUGCAGCUCUUGUCACCACUUAAUCCUUUCCCUUCUCAGCUGCGGUACCUUCAAUAUGUUGCACGAAGAAACAUUGCGCCAGAGUGGCCGCCUCCUGAGCGAUUCCUUUCAUUAGAUUGUGUCAUUCUUCGUGCCAUUCCUAGCUUCGACUCGGACAAUGGCUGCAGACCUGUCAUACGUAUUUUUGGUAGGAAUCUCCACUCAAGGGGUGGACUUUCGACCCAGAUGCUGUUCUCCAUGUCUAAGAAGAAGAAAUCUUCCAUUAAACAUUACCGACAGGCAGACUGUGAUGUGAUCAAAAUUGAUAUCCAGUGUUUGGUACAAGGAGAUGUUGUCUUGGAGUGUGUGCAUUUGGACUUGGAUCCUGAAAGGGAAGUCAUGAUGUUUCGCGUAAUGUUCAACACAGCAUUUAUUCGAUCCAACAUACUAAUGCUGAACUCUGACAACCUUGACAUUCUUUGGGAUUCAAAGGAACGAUAUCCAAAAGGAUUUCGAGCAGAGAUUCUAUUUGGUGAAGUUGAGAGUGCCUCACCACCAAAAGGCCCAAGUCCAACUUCAGUGUUGAACGUGGAAGAGAAGGGCGGAUUACCAAUUGAAGCUUUUUCUAAGGUUCAAGAACUCUUCAAUGGUGCAGAAUGGGUUGAUAACAGUGAUGCUUUGUGGCUACUUAAGCAACUUUCCGUCUUCAAUGAUGCAAGAGAACUUUCAAGAUUUCAAGCUAGAGGUAGUUCAUAUGCUUCACCUUUUGACUCUGAAGAAGAUAAUAAUGCUUCCAGCACUGCAGAUAGUUCAGAUGAAGCUUUUGAUUUUGUUCCAAAGUCUUCAGUAGAUUCUAUGGAGUCAUUUGUGCGUGGUACUGUUAAUUCCGUAGACAUACCACCACCAUUUGAUGAUCCAGUUGAUCCAGACAUUGGUUCAGAAUCCACAGGUGCAAUUUCAGUUCACCCUGAAACUUCUCCAUCCUCUCUUAAGCAACAACUGGCUUCAACUGAGGAAAUGAAACCUUCUUCAGAAGCUUCUUCUCUACAGUGUAAACCUUCUGUUGGACAAGUACCAACACAACCACCACAACCCGGAAUCCUUGCUUCCCCACCACCACCACCACCUCCCCCUCCUCCGCUUCCUACAACUACUAGUGUCCAAAGUCCUGUUUCAAUUUUUGCACCACCUCCUCCACCACCGCCUCCACCUCCUCCUGCAGAGUCUCUGAACAAUACUACUACUCCAUCUCUGCCGGCGUCAUCUAUUCCUGCUAGUACAGUUUCUUCAUUCUCUAGUUCUCCUGCCACAAGUAAAGUUCCCACUCCACCACCACCCCCUUCUAACUUAUCACAUAUAGCUCCGCCACCGCCUCCUCCACCUCCUCCGUUUGGCAGAAUGCGUUCAGGUUUAAGUACAAGUCUGGAGCUGCAUUCUGGACCCAGUACUCUUGACUCUUUUCAAAAGCAAGCACCACCUGCACCUCCGCCACCUCCACCACCUCCUCCUUCCAGCUUAAAUUCAUCAUUGUUACCUCCACCUCCACCACCUCCACCUCCUCCUCCUUCCAGCUCGCAUUCAUCAUUUUUACCACCACCACCACCUCCUCCUCCUCCUCCUUCUGAUUCGCAUUCAUCAUUUUUAGCACCGCCGCCGCCGCCACCACCACCACCUCUGCCUCUUUCUUCUACUUCUAGGCCAUUGUAUUCAUCACCUUCAGCACCACCGCCGCCGCCACCACCUUCAUUUCCCUCAAAAGCCAAUAAUAUCAAGCAGCUACCACCAGCCCCUCCCCCUCCCCCUCCACCACCUCCACAUUCUACUUUGUCAUCUUCAACAUCUAUCACAAUUGCUAGAAGUGGUCCUCCACCUCCACCUCCACCCCCACUCCCUGCUGGUGGCAACCCUGGUGCUGCCUCGGGGCCACCUUCCCGUCCUCCUCCUCCCCCUCCUCCAGCACCUCCUUUGGGUCCUACACGCGCUAGUGCAAUCUCAUCACCUGCCCUCCCCACUCCACCACCAGCACCAAGGCCUCCCGCUCCACCUCCAGUACCUGGUCGUGGUGGCCCUCCAGGUCCGCCACCAUUGCCAGGAACAAAGAGCUCCAGUGUGCCACCUCCUCCGCCUCCUUCCAUUGGUAGGGCAAAAGCUUCUUCUGGUUCAAGUGGUCAUGGCAGAGGUCGAGGAAUUGCCCCAACUGGCGUUGCCACUAAAAGAACUUCUUUGAAGCCCUUGCAUUGGGUGAAAGUUACUCGAGCAGUGCAAGGAAGUCUGUGGGCUGAUUCACAAAGGCAGGAGAGUCAAUCAAGGGCCCCUGAAAUUGAUAUAUCAGAACUUGAGAGUUUGUUCUCAGCUGCAUCAGUGUCAGAAGGUAGUGCUGCUAGUAGAAUUGGUGCUAGACGUGGCUCUAACAUCAACAAGCCUGAGAAAGUACAGUUGGUUGACUUGCGUAGAGCAUAUAAUUGUGAAAUAAUGCUUUCAAAAAUCAAGAUUCCAUUGCCUGAAAUGAUUAAUGCAAUUCUAGCUUUAGAUUCUUCAGUGUUGGAUAUUGAUCAGGUUGAAAAUCUGAUCAAAUUUUGUCCAACUAAGGAGGAAAUUGAAACAUUAAAGAACUUUACCGGCAAUAAGGAAACACUUGGAAGAUGCGAACAGUUCUUCAUGGUGUUGAUGACUGUUCCAAGAGUGGAAGCCAAAUUACGAGUAUUUGCUUUCAGGAUCACUUUCUCAAGUCAGGUGAGUGAUUUGAGAGGUAACCUCAAUACCGUGAAUGAUGCUGCCAGAGAGGUGAAAGAAUCUGAAAAGUUACGGCAGAUAAUGCAAACAAUUCUUACGUUGGGGAAUGCUUUAAAUCAAGGCACUGCACGAGGAUCUGCUGUGGGAUUCAAAUUGGACAGCCUUCUUAAGCUGUCUGAUACUCGUGCAAGAAACAACAAAAUGACUUUAAUGCACUAUUUAUGCAAGCUCCUAGCUGAGAAAAUGCCAACGUUGCUUGAUUUUGGCAAAGACCUUGCUCAUUUGGAAGCUGCUUCUAAGAUUCAACUAAAAACUCUAGCUGAAGAAAUGCAGGCUGUUAGCAAAGGUCUUGAGAAGGUUGAGCAGGAACUCGCUGCUUCAGAAAACGAUGGUGCUAUAUCUGCCGGUUUCCAAAAGUAAUUGCUGAUCAGUUUGAAUCUCGGCUGUCCAAGAUAGAGGUUUUUUGCUUGUUUGUUUUUCCUUCCCUUGAGGUAUGGACGAGAUAGAGGUUUUUAUUAAUCAUUUCUCAUUUUAAACAACGACUUCUGAAGGCCUCGCAGUUUAACGUGCCUUCGUUGCAUGAUAAGUAAUAAACCUUGUUGGGUUAACCAGGUACUGAAGAACUUCCUUCAUACUGCUGAAGCUGAAGUAAGGUCACUUAUUUCGUUGUACUCGGAAGUGGGAAGAAAUGCAGAUGGAUUGUCCCAGUAUUUUGGAGAGGAUCCAGCUCGGUGCCCCUUUGAGCAAGUGACACAAAUCUUGGCCGUCUUCGUGAAGAUGUUCAACAAGGCACGGGACGAAAAUGAGAAGCUGGCCGAGGCUGAAAAGAAGAAACUCGAGAAGGAAGCCUUGAAAGAGAAGUCUGCUGCAAACUUGUCCGCGAAGAAAGAUGAGAACGACAAGAUGAAACUUGAGUUUCAACUCCAGAGAAAUGCUGUACGGCUGAAAAAUGAAGACUGAUUCAGUGGAAGAUGGGGUUAACGUUACCAGUCAUUUUUUGGGUGACCGAAAUCUGGACUUCACUCCCCUCGUGAUCAUAGGUCUGGUUACUUGAUUGUAACUGGUCUCUGAAUUCUGAUAAUGUGUUGCAUUGAUUCAGUACCGGAGCGUAUUACUGAUAGGAUACCGGGCGAUGACCUUUUUGUAUAGUAUAGUCUGCAGGCAAGGCAUUGUACAACAUACUCGGAACUGAUUCUGCAGUGUGGAUCUCUCAAACGAAACCAUGAUUCUCCUGUAAGAACUCCAUCUGCAACUUUGUAGUUUGUACAGAGUAUAAAUUAGAUGAAAUUUUCUUCCACUUCCUUUUGCU